Aspergillus saccharolyticus JOP 1030-1 is the source of this 1065-nucleotide messenger RNA. RefSeq lists its product as uncharacterized. Lineage: Eukaryota; Fungi; Ascomycota; Eurotiomycetes; Eurotiales; Aspergillaceae. The record is from RefSeq and is a predicted model, not a curated record. The transcript has 6 exons. The coding region runs from base 1 to 1065 and encodes 354 amino acids.
AUGACUGUCAGCGAUCCUAAAGAUGUCUUAAAGACCGUCAACCUUAUCACACAGUGCUUGUGUAUCCCGAUCGUCAGUCUCUUUGUGAUUCUACGAUUCUCAAUCCGUACAUAUUACAAACAAUGGGUGGGGGUGGAGGAUUGGUCUUGUUUGUCGGCAUGGAUUUUGUUCAUGGGAUAUUGUGCCACAUCCAUGCUGGUGGGAAAAUAUGGUGGAGGAUACCAUAUCGAUGAUGUCUCGACUGCAAACCAGAUCCUUUUUCGCAAGUUCUGCUACAUUGCCACCGUGCUCUACUGCCCCAUGGCCCUCCUGGUCAAAGUCGCUCUCCUCUCCAUCUUGAUUCGCAUUUUCGCUCCUUAUCGCACCAAGGUUCUCAUGAUUUACUUCUUCCUCGGCUGUCUGUGCAUAUACUAUGUAAUCGCUGAGAUCGUGAAAAUUCGGAUGUGUGAUCCCAUCUCAGGAUACUGGACUGGCAGUCCUAACGCCCGCUGUUUAAACCAGCGCGCCGCACUGAUUGCCGAUUCGGUCAUAAGUGUGGUUUCCGACCUAAUUAUCCUCAUUCUGCCUCUUCCCUUGACCUGGUCCUUGCAAAUGUCCCGCAGCAAGAAACUGCGGGUCAUUGGUAUGCUUUCUGCCGGUGGACUUGCCACUGCAUUUAGUCUCUAUCGCUUGGUCUUGGUGGUUCAAGAUGGCAGUUCGAGAGAUCAAACCAUCGUGUUCACCUGUGUCAUCCUGUCGGGAAACGCAGAAGGAGGCGUCGCCUUGAUCUGCGCCUGUCUUCCUACAAUCAACAUCCUUAUCAACAAGCUCUGGAAGAAGGGCUACUACAGUUCCGAGCGAUAUGAGCCUAAUUCUUCUAUGCAAUUGAGCAAGAUGAAGAACGGAGGCAGUAAACGAUUUUCCAUGGGCACGUCGCGGCGGGCCGAUGGGCUCGAAUCUGCUUCGGAUCAGAGUCACCUCAUUACCUUUGCGGGUGGGCUGGAUCUGGCCUCCAGUGCGGAAACAGGUGGCAUCCAGAAGACGAUUGAUGUAUCACAAACGGUGGAGGUCGUGGUGAAUAGGUAG